This is a messenger RNA of Dicrocoelium dendriticum, 939 nucleotides long. The record is from the annotation of a GenBank genome assembly. Lineage: Eukaryota; Metazoa; Platyhelminthes; Trematoda; Plagiorchiida; Dicrocoeliidae.
GACGCAGAUGUACUCCAACCUGCAGUCCCGUCUGCGGGCAUAUCGCUCAACACUUCCGGAGAUUUCUGCUGCACGAGACACAUGCACAAUUAAGGAUUUCUCUAUUUAUAAGCCGCGCACUUCCUUUUGUACACUGAAUGGGAGGACUAGUUACUCCGAACCAGGCAAGUGCCUUCCCCAAUUUUUUCGGACACUUUCCUCGUGGUGGUUUCAGCUGUUUGUCACCCUACUUCUCUGGAUUGUCGCCAUACGUCUCGAAUUCGGAGCUGUCUGGUUUGUCUUCGCCUGUCUCUAUUGGUUGUGCGUAAAGGGCACCGAUAAACACCGUCGCCCACGCAACCCGGACGAGCAAGUCAUCUCUGCCGGUUUCUUUUUCGACUCAUCCCCCACCCCCUUAGCCGGCAUGUCUACCAAUUAGCUACCUCGUAGGCGUGAAAGCAUCCAACAACAAAGUUUUUUCAUCGUCAGUACACAUUGGUUACGCCCUUGGGAAAACUGAACCAUCUUUUGUCAACUUUCGUUUCACUCUCGUUGUUCCCUGUCCUUUCCCUCAUCGUUGGGCCUCACGCAGCCUAACCUUUUCUCUCGUAUGCUUCCCUAAUACUUCUUGUCUGUGAUCCUAUUGUAUUGCAAUCGCGCACACCAUUGUUCAAGGCCUCUUUUGGGCACUUGAUACUCUUCACUGUGGUGCUCUUCCGUUGUGCGUCCUAAUCGAUUGUGCUAAAUGAACCUUGGAGCGUCGGGCUUCAGCUGGCCUACCUUGUCUUUCUUUUCAUCAUAAACAUUCAGUUUGAUGAUGCAGCUGAUCACUUGAAGUUGUUUGGAGUGUUCCGAUUACGUUCUCAGUUUAUGUAUCCCCUUAUUGAAUAUCAACUUUUUCAAUCCAUCUGGCUGUGAUUUUUUGGCUGUGGAAAGCCUAUUUAUGGCUUCCUGACUGUC